This is a messenger RNA of Phialemonium atrogriseum, 1308 nucleotides long. Its product is annotated as Metallo-dependent phosphatase-like protein. Bases 297 to 1175 code for a protein of 292 amino acids. The record is from RefSeq and is a predicted model, not a curated record. Lineage: Eukaryota; Fungi; Ascomycota; Sordariomycetes; Cephalothecales; Cephalothecaceae. The transcript has a single exon. Gene Ontology annotation, molecular function: hydrolase activity.
GUUGGCUCUAUUAGAUCGUCAGUCCUUCCAACUUAGCACUGGCCUGGCCAAUAAAUAGUGCACGCCUGGUACCCCGCCAAGGCGCCCUAUCAGCCCCCGGGACGAAGCGAAAGCAUAUUUAUUCAGCUGGUUCCUCAAGUCCUACCAUGUCGACAGCAUAUUGCAAGGGGGGCCAGCUUGGCAGAUAGAGAGGGUCUGAUGGAUUCCCAAUACUUAAAGGAGGCUUCCCUUUACCAGUAAAUGUGUAGUAAGUGUGUGUGUAUCUUGGCACGCUUGGAUAGACAACUACAGACGUGAUGGCCACUAUACAGAUAGUUAGUGAUCUUCACCUCGAGGCCACCAACGCCUACAACACCAUUGAGAUCCCCCCAAAGGCACCCUAUCUGGCCCUGCUCGGCGACAUCGGCAACACAGAACAGGCGGAACCAUUCACGUCUUUCCUCGACCGCCAGCUCAGGCAGUUCCAAGUCGUGCUCCUCGUCCCCGGAAACCACGAACCGUACCGGUCCACCUGGGAGGAAUCGAAGGCCUUCUUCCGGCGGUACGAGGACGACGUCCGUCAGAGGCGCGCCGUGGGGGAGGCCAUCGGCUCCUUCGUCCUCCUGGACCGGACGCGCCACGACAUCCCCGGCACGACGGUCACCAUCCUGGGUUGCACCCUCUUCUCCAGCGUGCCGGCCGCCAAGGCCCCCGCCGUCCAGACCCUGCUCAACGACUUCAAGUACAUCCGGGACUGGGCCGUGGAGGACCACGACCGCGCGCACCAGGCGGACCUGGACUGGCUCAACGCCCAAGUCGAAUCCCUCGCCGACGGCGCCGAGCCGGGCCAGCCGGGGCGGACCAUCGCCGUCCUGACGCACCACAGCCCCACGGCGGACAAGCGUGCCAGUAACCCGCGGCACGAGAACACGCCCAUCCACCCGGCCUUCGUGACGGACCUGGCCCGGCAGCCGUGCUGGACCGCCCGCGCCGUAGUCCUGUGGGCCUUCGGCCACACGCACUUCAACUGCGACUUUCGGGAUUGGCGGACCGGGAAGAGGGUCUACGCGAACCAGCGCGGGUACUUCGCCGACGUGCCGGGCUGGGAUGUCGGGCGGGUCGUCGAGAUUCCCGGCCAGGUACCUCGCUGCGCGGGCCGCCUGCUUGGUUUGACGGACGGCUGCGUUGUGAACUGAUGGCGGGGGGGGAAGGCCGAUCUUUUUUUUACUUUGUCUUAUUGAAGUUACAGACCCGGACGUUGUAGGAAAACUUGAUAACCCCCUUUUCGUAUCCCAUAAAUUAAAUCUAACAUGCAUAAAGUUCUGAUAC